Messenger RNA from Oldenlandia corymbosa var. corymbosa, 1816 nucleotides. NCBI's taxonomy places the organism in Eukaryota, Viridiplantae, Streptophyta, Magnoliopsida, Gentianales, Rubiaceae. The record is from the annotation of a GenBank genome assembly.
AUCCACUGAACCUACUGGUCCAAUAAAACCGCGAACCUGUUGCCCCUUCUUUUUUCUUCUGACACUCCAAAAAAUGUUCUAAAUAAAUCUCGUGUUUCACUCCGCCCCCACAACAAAAGACACUCGUCCACCGCUUCCCUUCGCCAUCCCACCGCCCCUUCCUCACCAAAAUGCAUAAGCUUUUCAUCUUUUUCCUCAAUUUCAACUCCUGAUCACCUCCUCCUUCUCAGCAGAAGUAACUCUGGAGUUCAAGCAAUCAAGCCCUUUCUUCUCGUGUUUCUUGUUUGCUGUUAAGGCUUGAUUGUUUCUUCCGGACUGAAAGUUUAGGGGUUUGGUGUGGUAGCUUUAGAAGGGCCUUUGAGAUUUUGAGCAGACACUUUGUUGUUUGAUCCUGCCAUUGGAUAAUUUGAUGGAGGGUUCUGUGCUUGAUCAGAGUUUGGACCAACAGCCUUUGAAUCAGCUUGUUGGUUCAGCAUCAAAUUUGGUGGGGGAUCAAAUUUGUGAUUUAGAGACUGGUGAUGGUGCUAUAAAAGAGCGGUUUCGACACCUUAAGGCUGCUGCUGUUAGAGCUGGAUUGAGCAUGGGGAGGUGGUCAAAUCGAAAUAUUGUUGAGACUGGAGCUUCUUUUGUUGGGCCAGUGGCUGAUAGGAAUGUUAAUAGGGGAAUGUGGGGUGGCGUGGAGGGUGGCGGUGCCGAUCAUAGCAUUGCACAGAGGGGGAAGGGUUGCAAAAGGAAAAGUAGCUGUCUUGUUGCCAUGGCAUUGGAGAUGAGCAGCGAUGUAAGCACGGUCCAAGAGAGUCGUGGCAACUUCUACGAUUGUAACAUUUGUUUGAACAUUGCUAGAGAACCUAUCCUGACGUGUUGUGGGCACUUGUUUUGUUGGGCUUGCUUUUCUAAGUUGCCUUAUGCUAAUUCGUUUGCAAGGGACUGUCCUGUUUGUGAAGGAGAAGUUACUGAUUCCAGCAUUGUUCCCAUUUAUGGUGAUGGAGAUAGUGCUAGGAACUCUAGUUUGGAUUCGUCAAUAACAAUUCCUCCCAGGCCAAAGGCACAGAGAGUGGAGAGUGAGAGACAGCAGCGUGUGGCUCUGGGUAUUUCCCAUAUCCAUGUUCCAGUUGCAGAAGCCUUAAGGCGUUUAAGGACUAGUGUUAGUACUAGUACCAUGGGGGAGAAUUCGCCUGCAGAAAGAGAAGGUUUUCAGGUAUGGCGCACAAGUCGUUUUACAAGAGAGUUAUCAGAAAAUGCGGCUGCUCUUGUUUCGCUCAUUAAUGUAGAAAGGUUGCUUGAGGACCUUGAGACAUAUGUUAAUAAUCGCCAGUUGUGAAGAAGUGCUGCGCAUUCCUUUUCAGUUGAUGAAGGAAAUUCACCUUCUGGAAACGCUAUUGUCACACCUUUGGAGCAUCAACUAUUUAGUGCUGAUAUUAGCUACCCUAUACCUGCUCCUCAUUUGCAUCACAACCAAUAGAACCAGACAUAAUUGCCCUUGUGGCUGUGUUCAUGUGUCCACCUCACUGGAGAAUGAAUUCAGCGAGGGGCUCAGAUAAGUUCACUUGACAAGGAGGUUUGCUUGACUGUUGUAAAUAAUUUCUUUUUUGGUGUCGCCGUGCUUCUCCUUUGAGAAUGCAAUGUAGAUUGAUUCAGCAGAAAUUGAAUCACUGAACUGUUAGCUUAUUACAUAUAGCCAUUCUGUAACAAAAAGCGAUUGCAUCAGUAUUAGAUUGAAAGUUCUUUGUUCUACAUUCAUUACUUGGCCAAUUUAUGUUUGUGUUUAUUACCCUUUGACACUUUAUUUAGAAGCAUGGCUGCAACUCUGGAAGCC